This is a messenger RNA of Kockovaella imperatae, 1907 nucleotides long. RefSeq lists its product as hypothetical. The record is from RefSeq and is a predicted model, not a curated record. The transcript has a single exon. The coding region runs from base 316 to 1647 and encodes 443 amino acids. Gene Ontology annotation, biological process: regulation of DNA-templated transcription. NCBI's taxonomy places the organism in Eukaryota, Fungi, Basidiomycota, Tremellomycetes, Tremellales, Cuniculitremaceae. Gene Ontology annotation, molecular function: sequence-specific DNA binding; zinc ion binding.
GGGUGGCGCAUGUCGCAGGACAAAAGAAGCGCGAAGAUAUCAACGGAAGGUCAGUGACUGCAGUGCGGAAAUGGCAAUCACGAUAAGGAGAGGCUACACCCUUGAGCGAAUCCAAUAUCUCUUGCGGAUUGCAGGUCAAUCACCACCCUGUAGACCUUCAACAAAGCAAAGACAGCAAAAACAGGGGUAUGCCAAUCUGAUUCAAAUCAAUUAUCGUCGUACCCUUGUGCGAGCUUUCACAAAGCUGUCUCACAGUCGAUCAGCAAUAACAGGAUAUAUCGGGUCGUCUACUUCGCUCGUCACUCAUCAGCACAAAUGUACAGUGCCAUGGCCAGUGAAGGAGGUCUUCAUACCAGUGAAGAUGGCCCCUGUCUCGAAUACGACACUCCGCCGAACUCACCUCCCCUUCAAUCCAUCACUGCAGACGAAGCUACAAAGUUUGCCACUCCCGUUGUCAAACCUGAAUCUGAACGAAAGCCUGGCGAACCUCGUUUCCCCUCUCAUAACGCCCACGGGGACAAGCAAUGCAUCAACUGUCAAGAAACUGAUACGCCGCAAUGGCGAAGUGGUCUUUGCAACGCAUGUGCGUUGUGGAAACGAUCAAGAGGUACAGAUCGACCUUUACCACUCUUGUUUCCCAUUCGAAAGCGUCCAGAAUCACCGUCACCACCGAGCGACGAUGAAGACGAAGUUGAUGCUUCAGAGUCAGACUUUUCGACGGAGUAUGGAAAGGCUUAUCCUUAUUCGCGUCUGGCUUCACCCUCACCUUGGGCUUCUUCUACCUUUCAUGAGGAGUCUGAAGGAUGUACUAUGUGUGGCAGCAGGAGCGAGAUUCGCAUCCGCGGACGCACCUUCUGUCAGCCAUGUGCCACUCGCAUUGGGGGCAUUCCAGGCGUGCCUCAACCUAGGCCUCGAUCUACUCAGCCCUCGGCCAUAUUCCCCUCUUACAGAGCACCCAUAUCAACGUCUUCAUUGUCGAGUCGGGAAAUUCAGACUCCUCGAUCGUCUCAGCUGUAUCAGGCACGAUGGCCGAGAUUGCCACCUGGUCAUCAAGGAUCACCACAACACACACCGCUUUCAGCACGCCAGCAUGUCGGUCAGAGACCUACCGAUCGCCGUUCAGCCCAAGUAAUGGUACCACCAGGUUCAAGCUCAGGUGGUGGUCGAAGACGAGCAGCUACUGUCAGUGGGAAUGGACCAGCGGACGAACUGGCCCAUCCUUCAGCUACGGUCCAUCUGCAGGUCCCUCAACCGCCACAACCGCCUGCUCCACGGAGAGAGAACUCUUAUCAUAGUCCUAUACCUCCUUCCAGAGUCCUACCUACUAGCGCUGCAAAGAAGAUCCGUAUCCGUUUAUCACCUUCUCCGCCUCGACAAAUCGACAAAGACGGUCGGACCGGUCGUCGAGCCACCAUCUCUGGAAGCCCACCUCGAAACAAGGAUCUCCAGACAGCUUUGCCCUCACUGUCCGACCCCGUCUGGGGGGUAUCAGGACUCGAAGGAGCAGCCAGUGUAGUGAGUCCUGUGGUAAAAAGCUUGCCUCGCCAUGGGGAGUUCAUGGAGAAGGCUCAAUGGAUCUGGGGCGUUUUAGAUAGCACGAGCAGAUUGUUGGGAGAAUUGGAAUUGGAUGGCAGACCCGAACAAUGAUCAUGAUUUGGUAUGAUUUUCUAAGGUUUCCAUCCGGCGUCUUUGCCUCUAUGCAUACUCUAUGAGCGAAUCAAACUGUCAUCAGAUUGUGUAGAGGGUGAAAGUGGAUUGAGAAGUAAUCAGAAAAAUGAUUUGAACGAUUUGGAUAGUUUGGACGUGUCUAAGUUUGAUCCGCUUAUGCCCCUUUCAGUUGAUCGUCUCUCACCCCAAGCCGAACGAUUGUUACCAACCUCCCUGAGAGUUGCGGUUAUCAUCGUAGU